Molecule: messenger RNA, 348 nt
Organism: Colletotrichum destructivum
Lineage: Eukaryota; Fungi; Ascomycota; Sordariomycetes; Glomerellales; Glomerellaceae
Exons: 1
Coding region: 1-348 (115 amino acids)
Source: RefSeq, a predicted model, not a curated record
AUGUAUGUCAUCUCGAUGUCGACAUGCACAAACGUCGAGAGUUGGUCCGUGGCCCGGCCGACUCUAGGAUCGACGAGACAUAACGGGGACGAGGGCAUCCCGGACAGGAUGCCUCUCAGGCACGCGCUGAUGAUGUGGUAUGUUUCCGAUCUCUUGCAGAAUCGAGACCGAAACGAAGAGAAGAAGAAGAAGAAGGAGAAGAAGAAGACGAAAGAAGCUCCACCUGGAAUGAUUACAGGGUUUUCUCAGUGCAAUGGGCUUCAUUAUUCCAAACAGCUGUGCCCGUGCCGAUUUCACGGCCGGCAUGUCGCCGCCGGUGUCGUGACUUUGCCAGUAGCCCAGCUCUGA